AUGACUUCAUGUUCUGAGCUUGUAGAUUCCAAGGCUGAGCUCACUGCUUUGCUAGAGCAAUGGGAGAAAGAUCACGGCAGUGGUCAAGACAUGGUUCCUAUUCUUACCCGAAUGUCAGAAUUGAUUGAAAAGGAGACAGAAGAGUAUCGCAAACGAGAUCCAGAUCCAUUUGAUGAUAGGCAUCCCGGUCGAGCAGACCCAAAAUGUAUGCUUGGACACUUGCUGAGGAUUCUUUUCAAGAAUGAUGAUUUCAUGAAUGCACUGGUAAAUGCUUAUGUCAUGACAAGCAGAGAACCACCACUGAACACAGCUGCCUGCCGACUCCUGUUGGACAUUAUGCCUGGGCUGGAAACUGCUGUGGUCUUUCAGGAGAAGGAAGGCAUUGUUGAGAAUCUCUUCAAGUGGGCACGAGAAGCUGAUCAGCCUUUAAGGACAUUUGCAACUGGAUUGCUUGGAGGUGCCAUGGAGAAUCAAGAUAUUGCCGCCAACUAUAGAGAUGAGAAUUCCCAACUGGUGGCCUUUGUCCUUCAACGUUUACGAGAGCUGCAAGUCAUUGAAAUGAAUACAAAACAUGAAAAUAAGCGUCCCAGUCCUCGAAAAGUGCCAUCCGACCCCUUGCUGCCUCUAGAUGAAGAAGCUGUGGACAUGGAUUAUGGGGAGAUGGCUGUGGAUGGUGAGCAGGAGGAAGUGACAGGGGACAUGGAGAUUUCAUUUAACCUUGACUCAAAUCACAAGACGAGUAGUCGGGUAAAUUCUGCUGUCAAAAAAUCAGGGAAGCAACACGAAAAGGAGAAUUUCCGGAAAGCAAAACAAAAACUCGGCUUCUCUUCUGAAUCAGAAAGGAUGUUUGUUGAACUAUCUAACAGCAGCUGGUCUGAGAUGUCUCCUUGGGUGAUUGGCACAAAUUAUAACCUCUGUCCUUUGACCCCUGCCAUAGAGCAAAGACUGAUCCUGCAGUAUCUGACUCCUUUAGGGGAGUAUCAAGAGUUGCUGCCUAUCUUCAUGCAACUUGGAUCAAGAGAGUUGAUGAUGUUCUAUAUUGACUUGAAACGGACCAAUGACGUGCUGCUUACUUUUGAAGCCCUUAAGUAUUUGGCAUCUCUGCUGCUCCACAACAAGUUUGCAACGGAGUUUGUUGCGCACGGAGGAGUACAGAAGCUGCUGGAGAUUCCUCGCCCUUCUAUGGCAGCCACAGGUGUCUCCAUGUGUUUAUACUAUUUGUCUUACAAUCAGGAUGCCAUGGAAAGGGUAUGCAUGCAUCCCCACGUAUUAUCGGAUGUUGUGAACUACACCUUGUGGUUGAUGGAAUGCUCUCACGCAUCAGGCUGCUGCCAUGCCACCAUGUUCUUUUCCAUUUGUUUCUCAUUCCGUGCAGUUUUAGAGCUCUUUGACAGGCAUGAUGGCUUACGGCGUCUGGUUAACUUGAUUAGCACUCUUGAUAUCUUAAAUUUGCAAACCCAAGGUGCACUGCUAAGUGACGAUGAGAUCUUUGCUAGCCGUCAGACUGGAAAACAUACUUGCAUGGCCAUGCGCAGGUAUUUUGAGGCACAUCUUGCCAUCAAAGUAGAGCAAGUGAAGCAGUCACUUCAACGCACAGAAGGUGGGAUUCUGGUCCAUCCACAGCCUCCAUAUAAGGCUUGUUCCUAUACUCACGAACAGAUUGUGGAAAUGAUGGAGUUUUUAAUAGAAUAUGGACCAGGUCAGCUCUAUUGGGAUCCAGCAGAGGUGUUUCUCAAGCUGUGUUGUGUACAGCUCAUGCUUCAACUUAUUUCAAUAGCAUGCAAUUGGAAGACUUACUAUGCAAGAAACGACACGGUGCGUUAUGCAUUGGAUGUUUUGGCCAUCCUCACUGUGGUUCCAAAAAUCCAAUUACAGUUAGCUGAGGCAGUGGAUACGGUGGAUGAGGGAGGAACAUCUAUUUCUAUUGUGGGUAUCAGCAUCAUCUUGGGGCUUGCCGAGGGGGAAUUCUUUAUUCAUGAUGCAGAAAUCCAGAAAUCUGCCCUUCAGAUCAUCAUUAACUGUGUCUGUGGUCCAGACAAUCGCAUCUCCAGCAUUGGCAAAUUUAUCUCUGGCACUCCUCGUCGCGCACUCCCCCAAACACCCAGGAGUAGCGAGCAUACUUUGGCCAAGAUGUGGAACGUGGUGCAGUCGAACAAUGGCAUCAAAGUGCUAUUAUCAUUGCUCUCUGUCAAAAUGCCCAUUACAGAUGCAGACCAGAUCCGAGCCUUGGCCUGCAAAGCCCUGGUUGGGCUGUCACGGAGUAGUACAGUCCGGCAGAUCAUCAGCAAGCUGCCCCUGUUCAGCAGUUGUCAGAUCCAGCAGUUAAUGAAGGAGCCUGUGCUGCAGGAUAAGCGCAGCGAGCAUGUCAAGUUUUGCAAAUACGCUGCGGAGCUGAUAGAGCGCGUCUCAGGAAAACCCUUGUUGAUUGGGACUGAUGUCUCUUUGGCCCGGCUGCAGAAGGCAGAUGUGGUGGCUCAGUCAAGGAUUUCAUUUCCUGAGAAGGAGCUGCUCCUUCUCAUCAGGAACCAUCUCAUCUCUAAAGGGCUAGGAGAAACUGCUACCAUCCUUACAAAGGAGGCAGAUCUGCCCAUGACAGCAGCUUCUCAUUCCUCUGCCUUCACCCCGGUUCCUGCCACUUCAUCUCCUGUAACUCUGCCUCGUACCCCUCGCAUAGCAAAUGGCAUUGCAGCCCGGUUGACUAACCAUCCUUCUGUUGCUUCUGGUGCUUCCUCCGUUCACCCUCAGCCAAGGCCAGCUGUCUGCCAGGCCCCGCUUGCGCUGCCAGGCCCAUCUCAUGCCACCAACACCCCAGUGAUUGGCAGGAUUAGCUUUGUCCGAGAGAGACCAUCUCCCUGCAAUGGCAGAAAAAUCCGAGUGCUUCGGCAAAAAUCAGACCAUGGCGCCUACUGUCAGAGCCCAGCUAUCAAAAAACAGCUGGACAGACACCUUCCUUCCCCUCCCACCUUGGACAGUAUAAUCACAGAGUACCUUAGGGAGCAGCAUGCACGCUGCAAAAACCCUGUAGCUACUUGCCCCCCCUUUUCUCUUUUUACUCCCCACCAGUGUCCUGAGCCAAAACAGAGGCGCCAAGCGCCAACUAACUUUACCUCGCGGCUGACCCGCAGGGCAGCCUUCCCAAAGUAUGGCGGGGUAGAUGGUGGAUGCUUUGAUAGACACCUUAUAUUUAGCAGGUUCCGUCCAAUUUCUGUGUUCCGAGAAGCAAAUGAAGAUGAAAGUGGCUUUACGUGUUGUGCAUUUUCUGCACGGGAGCGGUUCCUGAUGUUGGGCACCUGCACAGGGCACCUAAAACUCUACAAUGUCUUUAGCGGGCAGGAGGAGGCCAGCUACAAGUGCCAUAACUCUGCUAUCACACACCUUGAGCCAUCCAGGGAUGGUUCUUUAUUGCUGACAUCUGCUUCCUGGAGCCAGCCGCUUUCUGCAUUGUGGGGAAUGAAAUCUGUCUUUGAAACCAAGCAUUCCUUCACGGAUGACCAUUAUGUUGAGUUCAGUAAGCAUUCUCAAGAUAGGGUCAUUGGCACCAAAGGGGAUAUUGCCCAUAUCUAUGAUAUUCAGACUGGCAACAAGCUCUUGACUUUGUUUAACCCAGAUCUUGCAAACAACUACAAGAAGAAUUCUGCCACCUUUAACCCAACAGAUGACCUUGUCUUAAACGAUGGUGUCCUCUGGGAUGUUCGCUCUGCACAGGCUAUUCAUAAAUUUGAUAAAUUCAAUAUGACCAUCAGUGGUGUUUUCCACCCAAAUGGAUUGGAGGUCAUAGUGAACACAGAAAUUUGGGACUUGCGGACUUUCCACUUGUUACAUACAGUGCCUGCUCUGGAUCAAUGCCGUGUUGUUUUCAACCAUACUGGGACAGUUAUGUAUGGAGCUAUGCUACAAGCAGAUGAUGAAGAUGAUCUGCUGGAAGAAAAAAUGCGAAGUCCUUUUGGGUCAUCCUUCAGGACAUUCAAUGCAACAGACUACAAACCAAUUGCCACCAUUGAUGUGAAAAGAAACAUCUUUGAUCUAUGUACGGACACAAAGGAUUGUUAUUUAGCUGUUAUCGAGAACCAAGGAAGUAUGGAUGCCAUGAACAUGGAUACCGUUUGCAGGCUUUAUGAAGUGGGCAGGCAGCGUUUGGCAGAAGAUGAGGAGGAUGAGGAAGAAGAUCAGGAGGAGGAGGAACAGGAAGAAGAUGAUGAUGAAGAUGAAGAUGAUACUGAUGACUUAGAUGAGCUGGACACUGAUCAAUUGCUGGAGGCUGAUCUGGAGGAAGAAGAGAACAAUGAGAAUGCGGGCGAGGAUGGGGAAAACGACUUCUCCCCUUCCGAUGACGAGGAAGUGGCCAACCUGCUUGAAGAGGGAGAUGGAGAAGAUGACGACUCUGAUGCAGAUGAGGAAGUUGAGCUGAUCCUUGGUGAUACCGACAGCUCAGAUAACUUGGAUCUGGAAGACGACAUAAUCCUGUCUCUGAACGAAUGAGGCGCAGUCUUCCCUCUGGGACUUUGGCAGCGGAGAAGCCCCCGACUCGGAAGCCAAGAGAGCCAAUCAAGAGGCGAACACCAGGCCACCCUCUCAGCUUCUUCUACUUGGCAGAAAUCCAGUCCUUCCAGUUUUGCAGUGGACAGACCUGGG
Molecule: messenger RNA, 4632 nt
Organism: Protobothrops mucrosquamatus (brown spotted pit viper)
Lineage: Eukaryota; Metazoa; Chordata; Lepidosauria; Squamata; Viperidae
Gene: DCAF1
Product: DDB1 and CUL4 associated factor 1
Exons: 23
Coding region: 1-4479 (1492 amino acids)
Biological process (GO): protein ubiquitination
Cellular component (GO): Cul4-RING E3 ubiquitin ligase complex; nucleus
Molecular function (GO): histone H2AT120 kinase activity; nuclear estrogen receptor binding
Source: RefSeq, a predicted model, not a curated record